This is a messenger RNA of Lutra lutra (Eurasian river otter), 1121 nucleotides long. Its product is annotated as translation initiation factor IF-2-like. The record is from RefSeq and is a predicted model, not a curated record. Lineage: Eukaryota; Metazoa; Chordata; Mammalia; Carnivora; Mustelidae. The coding region runs from base 1 to 1017 and encodes 338 amino acids. The transcript is spliced from 3 exons.
AUGGGAGGACCCGUCCGCUUGUCAGCCGCGCGGGCCGGCGGGAGGCAGACCCUCUCGGGCCACCUGCUGGUGCGGAGCCGGAGUCGCGGGGGGAAACCAGCGCCGAGGGCGUGGGACCGGGCGGCGCCGAGCCGAGGCUGCAGCCGCGCGGACCCGGAGCGCCGCAGGGCUCGUGGCGGCCCACGGCGGCAGGAAGGCCCGGGGUGCUCCCGGGGCGGCGGCACACCCGCAGCCGAAGAGGCGAAGGUCCCGAAGGGCUUCCGGCCUCGGGCUGGGAAGGCGAGGCAGCCGGGGGGCCGCCGGGGGGCCGGGGCCGGGCGCGAGGGGGCGGUGGCUUCCCCGACGGCGCAAAAGCGCCGGGCUUUUUCUCGAAAUGACGGAGGCCACGGCGCGGCCGUGCGGGACGUCCAGCGGGCCCUGACGCGCUCCGAAGCCAUCCCAGAGAAGAGCCGAGUCCCCGCGGCCGCAGAGCCCGUUCCGCGCGGGGCAGCGAAUCCCCUGCGCUCGGCGGCCGCCCGGGGCGGGGGCGGGGGCGGGGGGGCGCAUCCCGGGCGUGGCGGCCGAGACGCCUGGGCGCGUGCUCUCCCCCGUGGCCUCAGGUGCCCUCCCGGCGCCCCCUUCUACAGGUGGGGCCACCAGGGUCCGUGGCCCGGGAGCGGGAAAGAGGGGGAAGGAGGGGCGUUGGCGAACCCCACGCGCGGGCUGGGCGACCAAGGCCUUGCCGAGCGGAGGAGGGGACCCCACUGGAUUGCGCACCAGAUUGCCAGUCUUAAUGAUCAUCGCGGAGUGCAGUGGUCGCUGGAGCUGCCCGGCUGGUCUGUUCUGAGGAAAGGCUCCGCAGGGGGAUGGACCCAGCCAGGGAAGGCUCACACCCGAGAGGGACUACAGAUGGCACUCACUACCAGAGGUGGAAGUCCAAGUCAAGAGCGUCUGUCAGCUGUACCCAAGGUGAUCUCAGCAGCAGUAAGUACCUGUGGUGGAUUUCCGGGCGAAACGGAGCCGGGCCUUCUUAGCUGAGACACCAACAGCUGGCUAAAGCAGUGUUGGAACAUCCAGGUAGCUGAAUUCCAAGGGGAAAUACAAAUAUUAUCCACCAAGGGGCGCCUGAGUGGCUCAGCGGG